CUGGUCUGUACUUGAUCGAUAUUUACAUCAAAAACAACAGCAGCAGCAGCAGCAAAAGCAGAAGCAACAUUCCAACGACGAGACUACUACUACUACUACUACUACUAGUCAUAAUAAAUACUACGGCGACGGCAUAAAAUCUGUUGUUACACUGGGCGAAAAGUACGAAAUGAACUGGAACCAAAUCGUCUGCUCUGCACCGCUGGAAUACGGUCUACGAGCACCACAACUACAACAAGAUUUUCGCAAACUAGCCAGCAGUGCGAUUGUCAAAACACGCCACAUGAUCCAAGCGAAUCAAGUCCACUGGCUGCACACCGUGCGCGGGAUCCAACAAUCGGUCAUGGAUGCACACUCGCAUAUUCUGGCACACUACGAGAAAGACGAAUCCAAAGUGAUCAACAAGAUGCGCACAUCAAGACGUCGACUGAAACGACUCGUGCGUCGUCAAAUGAGUGAAACGCAAAUGCGAUCCUUGCGAAGCUUUCAUCGGCUUGACAAGACAAUCCACAGGAUGUUUCAUGAUGCAGGCAUGACGCCUAUCGUCGACACGAGUUCCCAGGUUGUUUGUUUGGAUGAGCUGCGCCAACAAAUCAUGCAUGUAGCCCACAGCCAAUAUGAGCAUGGCAUUGGACGGAUCGUGGCGACGGGCAAAAGUUUCGGUGAUGCUGUCAUGGAUACGCUUGAGACAUCCUUGACCGUAUUCGUGGAUGGAAGUGGGGGUCCGCUCGUGGAUGGAGCUGCUUCUUAUUACCGCAUCGGCGUCAAUGGCACCGAUGUCAUGGUAACGACGGUUCCCAUGGUCAUUUACUCUUCUAUGAAGAGAGUCGAUGUUGAUUUGGCAACGCUCGCACAAGCAGCCACGGAUAUAUCACAAGAAAUGGAGGUGCAGUUGUGCGCAUCAUGGGAGGCGGCUUCUCAACAGAUGAGUCGGUCUGAAUACACCUGGUAUCAGUGGCUGCAUGAUUGGUGGUAUUUCUUAAAGUUUGCGCUUUGGGUGGCACUCAAAGUGAUUGUUUCUUUCUUUUAGGGUAAGUUAUCCAUCCUUCUCCCAGAAGAUUUGCUAAACGUUGCUUAUCCUUAUUACAAUAGUCUUGAACGAUCAGACAAAAAGUCACAUACACAGCAGGUGCUGUACUUAUCAUACCACACUCUUACAUAACCCUGUAAUUUCGACAGUCAUGAUGGUUCUCUUAAAAAGAAACACGUUGCUGUCUUUUUGGAUUGUCAUACUACAAGUUGCAAACACAUAAUUUAGUAUAUUAGAACCAUAUUUCAAACCAACUAUUGCAUUACAAAAACAUGUACUACGCAGAGCAUAUAUCCCCUUCAGAAUUAUUCUUUUACAGUACCAAAUAAAUAAUUCACGAUAAAGCAUCCAAGAAACUUUAAACACAUUGCUAUAUUGUAAGGAAUUAGAGAUGUCUGUGGAACUUCGAAAAUUACCUCGAGUGUCAUCAUGGUUAAGUACUAGUGACGAUGGCUAUCGAUAUGUUUCAGUU
Messenger RNA from Zychaea mexicana, 1502 nucleotides. RefSeq lists its product as uncharacterized. NCBI's taxonomy places the organism in Eukaryota, Fungi, Mucoromycota, Mucoromycetes, Mucorales, Lichtheimiaceae. The coding region runs from base 170 to 1030 and encodes 286 amino acids. The record is from RefSeq and is a predicted model, not a curated record. The transcript has a single exon.